Molecule: messenger RNA, 1854 nt
Organism: Aspergillus saccharolyticus JOP 1030-1
Lineage: Eukaryota; Fungi; Ascomycota; Eurotiomycetes; Eurotiales; Aspergillaceae
Product: fungal specific transcription factor domain-containing protein
Exons: 5
Coding region: 1-1854 (617 amino acids)
Biological process (GO): DNA-templated transcription
Molecular function (GO): zinc ion binding; DNA binding
Source: RefSeq, a predicted model, not a curated record
AUGUACAGUACUCUAUUAUCCUAUGUGCCACUCGAGUUUGUGCUCACAGCUCCUAGUGAAGCCCUGAUUGGACGGCUUUAUGAACGUUAUCAUGAUGUUGACAAUAGGCUUGUUGCCCUGGAACUCAAACAGUUCGCGGUGGUCGAACCAGAGCCGGAUCAGCAUCACUCAUCGGUCACCUCGGGGCUAGUCUUCGGCGAGUCUUCCUUGACGACUCAGUCGCUUCAAGGAACAGAUAGUGCCCAGAUUGCAGCACAAUCUGCCCCAACAGGUGGUGAUCCGGCUGUGCAGCAUGCAUUUGAGCAUCUACGCAGGUCUCUCGAUGGCUCUCACGGCUUGUCUAGACAAAACUUCUAUUUUAGCAAGUCGGGUUCGCGUUCAACACUGCCGGUCGAGCGUCUUCCAGCUACGUUCGUGAACGCCGUCUUACAAAGAAUGAAAGUUCGUCGUCCGAUCUUUCUCACCUCGUAUGCCCUGAAUGACCUACUACUCUUUGAGGAUCUGUGCCAAAAAGUAUAUUCUCCAACAAGCCAGUCAUCAGCUGGUCAGAUCGCCAGCACACAUGGAGUCCUAAUCUUUGUUCUGAAAGAGUAUAUCGCAAUUAACGAUGAGCUCCGUGAGCGGUUCGACCUGGCCACCCACCUCGCUCAUUGCGAGGAGAUCUUCGUCGCUGCGCUUGAGGCCUACGAUGUCUUGCUUGUUCCCAGCUUUGAAAACAUCCUUGCGUUGACGAUGGGUAUGAUCAAGGCCCAAGGCGAAGCCAAACUCUCGCUCUACUGGACACUGGUCUCCGCCGCGGCAACCCAGUGCCAAUCCCUCGGGUACCAUCGCGAAGCGACCUACCGAAACAUCCCAUCGGGGCAGGCUGACAGCAUUCGCCGGCUGUUCUGGACUCUCUACACUUUUGACAAGAACAUCUCAUUGUUGCUAGGCCGCGUCUCCAGUAUGCAGGGUCUUGCCAUCGACACGCGAUAUCCUGCGAUUGCCACAGAGCGAGCGCUGCGACCGUGGGAUGAAUCAUUCGUCAUGGGGAUUCGGCUGGCGGAGCUGCAGAAUCGGGUAUUCACAGGGCUUUACUCUCCCGCGACGGCGGUCAUGGAUUCGACCCAACGAGCUCGGUUGAUCGAUGAUCUUGCGGCUGCGAUGGAGCAGUGGCGGGUGGAGUUUAAGCAGAUCAACCCAGACGCCGCCAACCACCCCCCAGUUUUCCACCUAUCCAGAGGCAACUGGGACAUUUCUUUUUAUUCAACGCUGACGCUGCUUUUCCGCGCGUCCUCAAGCACGGAGACAGGCCUGCACAUCGACUCGCGGUGCUUUACUGCAGCUCGAAAUAGCCUGCAGGCUCACCUCCAAUGCUUCCCGCAGUAUCAGGAAUCACGCCUGCUAUCGGACGGAGAGUAUAUCAACUGGUACGAUCCUCUUUUACUCAUCCUUCAACCCCUUCCUCGUCACCUUCACGCCAUCGCCGCCAAAGACCCAGACAGUGUUGCCCUACUGGCCCAGGUGGUCGACACGUUGAAGAACCUGCGCGACACGUCUUCCCAAGGCGCUGGCUCGCAGCGCCUGUACCAGAUCUGUGCUACGUUCGCCCAGCUCGCUCAGAAGCUAGUGGAGUCAGUGCCCUCUGUAUCCGUCGGGACAUACAACCAGGAGGAUGACUCGUUGCGAUUGUCAGAUGCCGGCGACCUCGCAGCAUUCCCCUUUCAGCCUAACACACUCCAGGAUUUGGUUGCAAUAGACGAUGUGAAUCGCGUUACCUCGACUUAUGCGACCGAUUUCCUGAACGAGUGGAUCACAGGGCAGCCUUUUCUGUGGAACCGAUUCGACUUCGAUUUUGGGGAAAAGCGAUUCUAG